This is a messenger RNA of Astyanax mexicanus (Mexican tetra), 759 nucleotides long. It is a transcript of the gene sec61b, whose product is annotated as SEC61 translocon subunit beta. Bases 136 to 429 code for a protein of 97 amino acids. Gene Ontology annotation, cellular component: Sec61 translocon complex. The transcript has 4 exons. The record is from RefSeq and is a predicted model, not a curated record. Gene Ontology annotation, biological process: intracellular protein transport. NCBI's taxonomy places the organism in Eukaryota, Metazoa, Chordata, Actinopteri, Characiformes, Acestrorhamphidae.
UCCUUCCCAGUGUUGUCGUGGCCUUCCCCAGUCUUUUCUGCUGUGUGGCUCCUCUACCCGAUCACUCCUCAUUCAUUCAGCCGGCCUUUCCCCGCGGCUCUCUCUCUACACAGCUCUACAGACCCUUCAGAAAACAUGCCUGGACCAGCAGCAAGUGCAUCCAAUGUGGGCGCCUCUGGGCGUUCUCCUAGCAAGACAGUGGCCCCUCGCGCAGCCGGCUCAACAGUCAGACAGAGGAAAGCAACUGGUGGUGGUGCACGGUCUGCAGGCAGAGCUACAGCGUCAGCAGGCACAGGUGGCAUGUGGCGCUUCUACACUGAGGACUCGCCAGGACUCAAAGUUGGACCCGUGCCAGUGCUGGUAAUGAGUCUGCUCUUCAUCGCGUCUGUCUUCAUGCUGCACAUAUGGGGAAAGUACACCCGCUCCUAAACCCCAGUGACCUUUCACCUCUGACCCCCAACAACACCUCGACGAUUAAGACUUAAGCCAUUGGACUCGGACCAAACUCUGACCCUAAACAACACCCUGAACCAUUUUCAUUUGUUUCAAUGAACAUUUCAGAGGGUUCAAAUCCACCCCCGCCCCAUCUCCAUCCUCAGCAAUGGUUUCUUACCCACUACAAGCAUCAUCUUCAUCAUUUUUUUUUUUUUUUUUAUAAACAGCUGAUCUGGAGCAGGGCAUGUAUGUAGUAUUUUUUUUUUGCUAAACUUUGUACAAACUAUUAGAACUGUACAAUAAAGAAAAUCUUGAUAUAUGCCA